UGAUUUCAGUUGACUAACAUACGUACGCAGCAAUCGAAGUCACACUAUAUUCUCAGUUCAAAUUUAUAAAAUUUAUAGUUGCAAGAGAAUUUUACAUAUAAUUUAUUAUUGUCGCAGUAUAUCGAGUUUAGACUGUUUAAAAUUACAGCACGAUGUCUUCGUCUAGAUCAUCCAGCAUUAGCGAAGGUUCAAAACGUUCCAUAUCCCAGGAGUUUCUAAAUAUGCGGAAUAAAUGUGCAAGACGUGUGGAUCAACUCGAAAACGAUGUCCUACAAUGCUGUCGGGAUCUUAAGAAGCAAUAUAAGGAGGAGACAAAGGAAAAAACAUUUCCGAGAUCAGAAUAUCUAGAAAAACCGGCAAACUAUGUGGAAACCGAUAAAUUUGUUUCCUGGCACUACGAUAUGUCAGAGUUUCCAGUGGAGAAUAUGUGCAUUCAAUUGAAAAAUGGACGUGUCCAUAUCUCGGCUUACUUCAAGGAUGAUACACAAUCUUUGGAUAUCAAGCGGGAGUUUUUGAUCCCAGAUCAUGUUGAGAAGUCUAAGCUGACCGCUCGUUUGACUCCCAACGGUAUACUGACCCUAUCAGUUCCUGUGAAGAUAGUACAGCCGGAUGAUCAAGAAGUAAAGAAUUGAUAUCUAUGAUUUUGAUUCCUUCUACAUAUAUUAUAUUAUUGCAUUUUUG
Drosophila willistoni is the source of this 681-nucleotide messenger RNA. RefSeq lists its product as uncharacterized. The coding region runs from base 153 to 632 and encodes 159 amino acids. NCBI's taxonomy places the organism in Eukaryota, Metazoa, Arthropoda, Insecta, Diptera, Drosophilidae. The record is from RefSeq and is a predicted model, not a curated record. The transcript has a single exon.